AUGAGCAGAUCCAAUGUCAAUCUGCACUUUGAGUUCAUCAUUGUGGGACUGCAAAUCCCACAUGAACAAGACACAGUACUCUUCAUCACCUUUCUCAUCCUCUUCCUGGCCACAUUCCUGGCUAAUCUGCUCAUUGUGGUAUUAAUCUCCCUGGACCAACAAUUCCACACGCCCAUGUACUUCUUCCCUUGGAACUUGGCUCUCUUAGACAUACUGCUGUCGACCUCUGCCAUACCCAAGAUGCUAGCGGGUAUUUUAGGUUAUAAAACCAUCUCCUUCUCAGGUUGCUUUGCACAGAUGUACUUUCUCAUCUCAUUUACAGCAAUUGAAGGAUUCCUUGUUGCAGCCAUGGCACAUGAUAGAUAUGUUGCUGUAGUGAAACCACUGCAUUACAACACUUUAAUCAAUACCAAGGCCUGUAUUACAAUGAUAUCCACAGCCUGGGUACGGGGUUCCUAG
Messenger RNA from Lepisosteus oculatus (spotted gar), 459 nucleotides. The record is from RefSeq and is a predicted model, not a curated record. NCBI's taxonomy places the organism in Eukaryota, Metazoa, Chordata, Actinopteri, Semionotiformes, Lepisosteidae.